AUGUGCACUCAAAUACUUAGGCUUAUGCCUCAAAAUAAAAGCUGCUGCCAGUCAGUUCGAACUGUUCGCUGUGAGGCCGACGGUACGCUCGCAAGUCUAGGACGCGGUCCUCCUGAGAGUGAUACUAACGAAUGUAGCCCUAAAUAUUUGAUUGUUAAAGUUGAAAUAUCCAUGGCGCUCGAUUGCACACUUGAUAUCCAGCUUUUAAAUUACAUGGCAUGGAGAUACAUCUGCGUAAUCUAUAACUUAGAUGCAGGCUCUAAUGGAUCUGGGAACAAAAUGCAACAAUAUCAGAAUACCUUUUCAUCUACAAUACGAAUGAUCGAGACGUUU
Molecule: messenger RNA, 333 nt
Organism: Brenthis ino (lesser marbled fritillary)
Lineage: Eukaryota; Metazoa; Arthropoda; Insecta; Lepidoptera; Nymphalidae
Source: the annotation of a GenBank genome assembly